AUGGGCAACAACCCUUCCAAAGGCCCGGUGGGCGACGCGCAUCACCACGCCCAUGCCCACCACAGCUCUGCAAGCGAUCGAAAGGUCGCCCGUCGAUCCUCCCUCAACACAAUCGCGGUCCCUAAGGCCACUGCAGCCGAUCCUUCGGCCACAAAGGAGACAGCCGCUGGGCACUCGGCAGGAUACCAAGGAUCCGUGCAAGAGCGCCUACAAUCCCGAAAUGUCCCCGAAUCUUCACCAAAGAACAUAGAGAGGGCUCCGCCACAAGAUGCACGUCGAGUCGAGCCCUCCCCGAUCAAAGACAUCCCAUCCCGCGACCACUCCAACCCGGUCCAAGUCCCGGUCUCGCGCCAUGUCCCGGGGCGCGAUCCUGUGGCACCAUCGGCCCCGCCCCUCAACUCGUACUAUAGCGCAUCAGCACACCUACAACAUCCCCCGCGCUUGCCGUUGCCAAUUGGUGAUGCUAACACCACUCCUGGAUCGCCCGUCGCCGGCCCUGAGGACUCGCAUAUCCAGUCGCUCCCCGCAGAUCGACUCUUGGAUGAACAGAUGGAUCCGAGUACUCUAGCUGCAGGUCAUACGACUAUUGAAGAGGAAGAGUUGCUUGAUGAGCUCCAGCCAUACACCAUCAGCGGUGCGGGCAAGGCCGUCCCGGUCGUUAUCGAAUGGACAGCGCCUGCUGAGAAGGUCUAUGUAACUGGUACUUUUGUUAACUGGGAGAAAAAGUUCCGUCUGCAUAAAAGUGAAAAAAAUCCGUCCGUUAUGUCUACUACUCUGAACCUUCGACCUGGCACGCACCACUUGAAAUUCAUUGUCGAUGGAACAAUGCGCGCUGCGGAUAACCUUCCCACUGCCGUCGACUUCACUAAUCAUCUGGUCAACUACAUUGAAAUCAGUGCAGAUGAUGCUCAUGACAAGGACUCCGCCGUCCAGCCGGGAGCUCCCCCUCCACACACGGUCCCGGAUUCCUCUAAACAGGAUCCAGGGGAUACCGAGGACCACCCUCUAGAAAAGGAAGAAAUUGAAGAAGAGGAAGAAGACAGCCCGGCCUAUGUCCAGGCUGCCAAUGUCAUUGGAGAUACGGCUACCCCUCCCAGUCUACCUCUCUUCUUGGGUAAGUCAAUUCUCAAUGGCACAACUCCCAUGAAAGACGAUAGCAGUGUUUUGAACUACCCGAACCACACCGUCUUGAAUCACCUCGCCACGAGUAGUAUCAAGAACGGUGUCCUGGCUACAAGUGUGACGACCAGAUAUAAAAGAAAAUAUGUCACGACUAUUUUGUACAAACCGACUGGCGAUAUCACAGAAUGA
This is a messenger RNA of Penicillium crustosum, 1311 nucleotides long. RefSeq names its product putative Snf1 kinase complex beta-subunit Gal83. The record is from RefSeq and is a predicted model, not a curated record. Bases 1 to 1311 code for a protein of 436 amino acids. Gene Ontology annotation, molecular function: protein kinase binding. The transcript has 4 exons. NCBI's taxonomy places the organism in Eukaryota, Fungi, Ascomycota, Eurotiomycetes, Eurotiales, Aspergillaceae. Gene Ontology annotation, cellular component: cytoplasm; nucleotide-activated protein kinase complex; nucleus. Gene Ontology annotation, biological process: signal transduction.